Messenger RNA from Musca domestica (house fly), 3889 nucleotides. RefSeq names its product protein O-GlcNAcase (gene Oga). The transcript has 10 exons. Gene Ontology annotation, molecular function: beta-N-acetylglucosaminidase activity. Gene Ontology annotation, biological process: glycoprotein metabolic process. The record is from RefSeq and is a predicted model, not a curated record. The coding region runs from base 170 to 3358 and encodes 1062 amino acids. NCBI's taxonomy places the organism in Eukaryota, Metazoa, Arthropoda, Insecta, Diptera, Muscidae.
UCACUCGAGUAGCAUUUCCAUAGAACUUGUCGUUCCGGAACGACUCAACUCAAUUAUUUUUUGGUAAUUUCGCGCAAAUAUUUUGUGAUUUUUGGUUGUAAAAGAACAUUUAAAGACAAGAAAGACAAAGCAAACUAAGGAAAUCGUGUGGGUUGCAAGAAGCCGACAAAUGAUAAACACAGCCAGAAACCCAGAAGACUGUGCAUCAGCCGAUGCCACCAACAAGGAACAACAGAAACCAAAUUUUAUAUGUGGUGUUAUAGAGGGCUUUUAUGGGCGACCCUGGACUACGGAACAAAGAAAGGACUUGUUUAGAAAGCUUAAAAAAUGGGGCAUGGAUUCCUAUGUAUAUGCCCCAAAGGACGACUACAAGCAUCGUGCGUACUGGCGUGAGCUAUACACUGUUGAAGAAGCAGAUCAUCUAUCGGGUUUAAUAUCGGCCGCAAAAGAACAUGGCAUUACAUUCUAUUAUGCUUUAUCUCCCGGCUUGGACAUGACGUAUAGCAGUCAAAAAGAGUUGCAGACCUUAAAACGCAAAUUGGAUCAAGUUUCUCAAUUUGGUUGUGAAGCCUUUGCACUUCUUUUCGACGACAUUGAAUCUGAAUUGUCCAAGGGGGAUAAAGAAGUCUUUCAAACGUUUGCCAAUGCUCAGGUCUCGGUUACAAACGAAAUCUUCACGCAUUUGGGCAAUCCUCGUUUUUUGUUCUGUCCUACACAAUAUUGCAGUUCACGUGCUGUGCCUACCGUCCAUGAUUCUGAGUACUUGAAUACAUUGGGUUCAAAACUAAAUCAUGACAUAGACAUCAUGUGGACUGGCGACAAGGUGAUAUCGAAAAUCAUAUCUGUUGAAUCGCUUCAAGAAAUUACUGAGGUUCUGCGACGUCCGCCAGUCAUUUGGGAUAAUUUACAUGCCAAUGAUUACGACCAGAAAAGGGUAUUUUUAGGUCCCUACUCUGGUCGAUCGCCGGAAAUCAUACCCCAUUUGAGAGGUGUAAUGACCAAUCCGAAUUGUGAGUUCCAUGCCAACAACGUGGCAAUACACACAUUGGCCUAUUGGUCGCGUUGUGUUCUCGACUCUCGAGUGAAUAGUUCCAUAUCAGCUGACAUUAGGCUGGAGACUGAAAACGAUGAUGAAAAUGGUUCGGAUGAUUUACCAGUGGAUUGUUGUCUUUCGAAGAAUAUCUAUCAUCCUCGAAUGGCACUGAAAAAUGCCAUAUCAGAGUGGCUGCCAGAAUUCUUUCUUGAAAAAGAGGCAUGGGGACCAAUUACAAAACCUCAACCACAAGUGACCCUCGUAAUGCCCAUCAUACCUAUUAUACCCUCCAUCAAUACAUGUAUGAGUUUAACGACAACAACCACUACAUCCACCAAUGCUAAAACUCCCAAUGUUCCCCAAGUGAAUACAACACAACUACAAGCCUUGGCCGAUGUGUGUAGCACCGUAAAUUCGUCUUCUGUCAAUCCCAUUUCCAAUGCGGUAAUGAAUUCAUUGGUUUCGCCCACAAAGGUGGUAACCAACGAAGACAUAAUCAACCCCAUACCAACUUGUGUGGCAUCAAAUAUCGAGUUACCCAAGAAGAUACCAAUCUCUAUAGUGUCUGUACCAAUAAUGGUGUCCAAAGAGGUGAACAGUGAUAGUGAUGACAUGCGUGAUGCAGACGAGAUUACACCGGCCACAAAGGCUGAAGAAUUACCGGUUAAACCGGAAACUUCUGCAACUAGUGAUAAGGAAUUUUUACCAGAGGUCCCGGAGACUAUAAAAGACGAAGCUAAAUUAGAGGAAGAAGAUGUCGUAAUAGAAGAUAAACAAGCCGAUGCUGAUAGUUCUGGUCUGUCAAUUGAUGCAAUGGCAGAUGACAACAACCUAAGUCCAGUCAGUGCUGGCAACGAGCCAAUGGAAUGUAGUAGUAGUUUAACCUCUCAAAUCUCUCCAAAAGAUGAGAACGGCAAACCUGGGGCGGCUAAUGCCAAUGAAGAUGUGGUUAUGGCCGAAACCAGUUCGAAUAGUGAUAAUAUGAAUAACACCAUGCAGGUUGAGAGCGUCGAGUCAUCUCCUAUAUCUGUUGCCGAGAUGACCGAAAUUGAAAAGGUGCCUAAUGAAGCUUCAAAGAUAAACGCCGAAGACCUGUACUUCCUAUGUGACUUGUUUUAUUUGCCAUUUGAACACGGAUGUCGUGGUUUCAAGCUGCUCAAUGAGUUCAAUUGGCUAAAGGCGAAUGCCCACGUGUUGUUGGACGCCAAAUUAGCAAAACCCAGCCCAGUUGGUGAAGCGCAAACAAAACCUGAAGUAGCAGAGUGGUUACAGAGGUCUGAAUAUUUCUCAAAGCUCUGCAAGUCAGUGUAUGAACUCUUGCAGAAGGUUGCUCUGUGUGAUAAUAAGGAGAUAUGCCACGAUUUGUUCUCCUAUGUUUGGGACAUUGCUGGGGCUCUGUCUCUUUUGGAUGCUUUUGUAAAGUGGCUCAGCUUGGGUCACUUCCCGGCUAAUGUUUAUGCAUAUACCCAAGGAAGUUAUACAUGGUUCAGUAAAGGAUGGAAGGAGGCCUUUAUGUCCGGCGAUCAAGAACCGUGGGUAUUUCGCGGAGGCCUUAUAGCUGAUUUACAAAGGUUGAUGCCUAUCGAUCAGGGCAAUGACUUGUUUGUCUAUAAACUACCUGAUCUACCCACAACAGAUUAUUACACGAUGCGUCCUUAUAGUGCAAUGGAUGAAUCUGCAGUCAAUAUGAUCUGUACACAGGGCUUUCUGACAUUGUCAUUGCCCUCAUCUGCCGAAGAAAAGGAAUUACCUUUGCACUUAAAUUCAAAGUUUGCCGAUUUAAUUGCGGAUAGUAUUAUUGGUCCAUUUGUCACCUUGCAUCCUGAAUUUUGUAUCGUGGCCACUGACUCUUCUGGUAAAGUGGUAGGCUAUGCGGCUGCCGCUCUGGAUUUUCAAACAUUUGCGCGUAAUGUUCAGAUUUGCUGGAUACCCGAAAUGAAGGAGAAAUAUCCCGAAAACAUGGAAGAAUUGGAAAUGUUUGAUUUGGCGACACCUGCUUCGCAAAGAACAGGUGCAACUCUGCGCACAAUGAUUAAGGAAUUCCAUGCCUAUGAACCGCAAUGUCCGCCGGAAGUUAGCAGCUCGUAUCCAGCUGUCAUGACUUCGGCUGUGCUAGAAUCGUGCCUAAACCCCGAUUACGGUGUAGCCAAGCGUCUCAUUACUGUACUCUUGGCAACAUUAAGGGCCAAUGGUUGUUUCGGGGUUCACAUACGAUUGGCAGCUAAGGAUUCGGGCCUUGAAUUGCUGCAGUACUAUGCAAGACUCGGAUUUGCUGAAAUAUACCGCGAUGGACCAGAUUACAUUUACUUUGGACGUCGUUUCUAGCACCGCCAACGUUCGUCAAUAUCAGAGUUUUUGUUGAGGAAAUAAACAUUCAGCCUAAAACGGAAUCUCCUUAAGUCUAAAUUGCUGUACCAUUUGGUAAUCUACAGAUCGCACUAAAACAAACCCGCCUUCGCCAAAUGUUUCGAGAGAUGCGUACCAAUUGAAACGUGUACACGAAAUUCCUUAUAGAAAUUUACAAAUCACGCCAGCCAGCCCGCCCGACCACAAUUUUAUACUUUAGCUGUUCAUAAGUUUUCAGAUUUUUUACAAUUGAUUCGUAGACAGACAACAUGUACGCUGUUCGGAAAAGCGUAACUUUCAAUUUUAACGCUAGUAUUUAUAUCAUUUUUAGAUAUCGGUGCCCCUAUUUGGCACUCUUUACUAUAUAAAUAUUUAUAUAAGAUCAACAACUACAAAACAAACAGACAAUUUUGCAAUGUUUCCUUCUUUUUGUCAGCCGUCAAAAAUGCAUUUAAAUCACAAUGUUUUUUAUUUUUUUCAAAAAAAUAAAUAUGAUAUUGAAAAAUGUAA